This is a messenger RNA of Sesamum indicum (sesame), 1782 nucleotides long. RefSeq names its product fructokinase-like 1 (gene FLN1). The record is from RefSeq and is a predicted model, not a curated record. Gene Ontology annotation, biological process: chloroplast organization; plastid transcription. Gene Ontology annotation, molecular function: kinase activity. NCBI's taxonomy places the organism in Eukaryota, Viridiplantae, Streptophyta, Magnoliopsida, Lamiales, Pedaliaceae. Gene Ontology annotation, cellular component: chloroplast nucleoid.
AGAAAAGGAUAAACCAUUAAACCCUGGAGUGGGGAAAUGGCAACGCUUCAUCUCCUUCCCCAUCCCCAUUCUCACUCUUUUCCCCUUCACUCGCACGCCAACCUCAAUUUCUCCUCCAACUACCCCAUUUUCACUCUCUUAACUCAAACUUGUCACAAAUUGCCACCCCCCAGAUGCUCCACUACCGACGACGCCCCCUCCACCACUACCCCCCGCCGCCGAGGCCGGAAAAAGUCCACCUCUUCACCAACAUCGGCCCCGAAAAGAUCAAAGCGCCCCACUAAAAGAGCUGAACCAUCAAAUUCCCAGAAUGAAGCUGUAAUAUUUAAAGAAAGCGACCAUGUCGAGGAGCUCUUUGAUUUCGACGACGGUAUCGAAUUUCCGUACGAAGACCCGCCUUUAGUGUGCUGCUUCGGGGCUGUUCAGAAGGAGUUUUUGCCUACAGUGAGAGUAGCGCCGGAGCAGAUGCACCCAGAUAUUUACUCUCAGUGGAAAAUGCUUCAGUGGAAUCCGCCGGAGUUCGUGCGAGCUCCCGGUGGCCCACCUUCCAAUGUGGCGAUUUCCCACGUGAGGCUUGGUGGGCGGGCGGCAUUUAUUGGGAAAGUUGGGAAUGAUGAGUUUGGUGAGGAAUUGGUGUUGAUGAUGAAUAAGGAGAAGGUGCAAACACGGGGGGUGAAGUUUGACGAUUAUGUCCGAACUGCGUGCAGUUAUAUGAAGAUUAACCUCGGGGAUGGGAAAAUGUGGGCGGAGAAGGUUAAGGAAUGUGCAGAGGAUUCUAUGCUUGGGUCUGAGUUGAAUCUCUCUGUCCUCAAAGAGGCCAGAAUUUUUCACUUUAAUUCUGAAGUUCUGACAUCAACUUCUAUGCGUUCAACUCUUUUCAAAGCUCUUGCAUGGUCUAAAAAGUUUGGUGGUCUUGUAUUUUUUGACUUGAACCUACCAUUGCCAUUAUGGAAAUCACGUGAUGAGACGAGGGAAGUGAUCAAGGAAGCCUGGGAACAAGCAGACAUCAUUGAGGUCACAAAGCAAGAAUUAGAAUUUCUUUUAGAUGAAGAAUAUUACGAAAGAAGAAGAAACUAUAGGCCUCAAUAUUAUGCUGAGAGUUAUGAGCAAACCAAGAACCGAAGAGAUUAUUAUCACUAUGCUCGUGAGGAAAUCUUGCCACUGUGGCAUGAUCAGCUAAAAUUCUUGUUUGUCACAGAUGGAACACUUCGAAUACACUAUUACUCCCCCUCUUUUGAUGGUGUGGUGGUCGGCACCGAAGAUGUACUCAUAACACCAUUUACGUGUGAUAGGACCGGUUCUGGUGAUGCUGUUGUGGCUGGAAUCAUGCGGAAGCUGACCACACAACCUGAAAUGUUUGACAAUCAAGAUCUGUUAGAGAGGCAACUUCGGUUUGCGAUUGCAGCAGGGAUAAUAUCACAGUGGACGAUAGGUGCUGUACGAGGUUUUCCCACGGAAAGUGCUGCACAGAAUCUAAAAGAACAGGUGUAUGUACCAUCAAUGUGGUAGGUUGAACAGAAGCCAAAUCUUAAGACAUAAUACCAAUGCUGUUAGUUUCAUAUGAUUAUUUGGCAUUCUUCUAUACUAAAGUAUUGAUGAAUACGGAUGAAGGUGAUUACCGGGGGCAAUGCUUCUGACGCCUUCAUGUAGAUGUUCGGGGCUUAUACUUUUCUGUGUACUUUUUAUUCUGUGAUUCGCAGGCAGUUGUAGAUUAUGUUGAGCAUCUUGUAAAACUAGUAUCCAGAAUAAUAAUUGUUAUACGAAGUACUCUCUUCCUCUGUC